CUUUUUUCCUCUCUUCUAUAGUAAAAAAUUCUCUACAAAGAACUCGUGUAUAUUAAAAACAAACAGGUUAUUAAAAACAAACAGGUGUACUUUGAUGUCAAGAGUUCGAUUACAUUCGUGUAGAGUAUCAGAAAUAUGACACUUAUGGAACAAGAAGAUGAUUCUUUAUUAUUUGACGACAAUCAUCAAUUAUUGGAUCAUCCUAUUAACAACAAAAAUGACCAUCGACAAAGAAUACCUAUGCAUCAACGAUUGACAGAUACCUUACGAUCAUGGAAACAAAUGUUAUAUGAUCCCCUCAGUUCAUCAACGACAUCAUCUGUGCAGGAAAAGCUAUUAGAACAUAAUCAUCAUGAUGGAAUAGACAAUAAUGGUAACAGCGAGGAUGAUAUUGAUCUUGAUGAUGACUGGUAUACUCAUCAACUUACAACACGUCCAACACGAAGAAAACGAUGGUUACGAUGGAUGUUAUCUUGUAUCUGUGUGUCUUUGGGACUUCCUCUUGGAUUCUUAUUACUUGUUUUUAUUGUCUAUGCGAUUGCGUUUCAUCCUCCUCCUACGAUACAGGGAACUGACAAAUGGAUGAUGGAAACCAACAUGACUCAGCAACCGGCCCGAUUUUUAACUUUCAACAUCUUUAUGCGACCACCUGGUGUCAAAAACAAUGAAAAUGAUUACAAAGAUGAACGAUUGAUGUACAUUAUUGAUACCAUCCUACCACAUUAUGAUGUGAUUACUUUUCAAGAAGCAUUUGCGUUUGGCAACCAUCGUGUAGAUCGAUUGAUUGAAGCUGCACAACGACUAGGAUUUGGUUACAUCAUGUCACCACGACAUGGACCUUGGGAAUUAGCAGCUGAUGGUGGACUUUUGCUUUUGUCUCGGUAUCGGAUCGUUCAAGCAGAUAUUUUGGAAUACCCUCGUGGAUUACAUAGUGAUUGGCUCUCUUACAAAGGCGCGCUACAUGCUCUGAUUGAACUGGAUACGAAACAAGGAACGAUGAUACAUGUUUAUACAACACAUACACAGGCUUCUUAUGGUGACAAUGGAACACGGAGUCAACAGGAUAUUCUUAUGCGAUUGGAACAGUUUUCUCGACUUCAUCAAUUUAUUCACAACACUACCAAUAAAAAUGCAACGAUACCGAUCAUUGCCAUGGGUGAUUUCAACAUUGACAGCGCAGAUCAUUCCUCCGGCAAUAUUACUUUACCAUCAACAAAAAGUUCCUUGGCUUACACAAUGAUGAUGGAUGUAUUAACAGGCAAGGGUAUCGAUGAUUCAUUUUUCACUAACGAUGAUCAUAAAAAAUUACGGUUUGCUGAUGAUUGGCAACUCUCCUUUACAGACAUGCUCUAUCAGACUUUUGGCUAUCAUCCAGUGACAUUUGGUGAUUACUAUUUGGACAGCAACAAUAACAUCCAUCCUUCAGAAACAACAUUGACACACGCUAAACAGCUUUUGACCGUCCAAAGCAUUGAUCAACUGUUAUGGUCACCUACAUCAACUUCCCAUCUACGCCUUUCCAAUGUCACCAUAGAAAAAUUUCUUGUCUCCAAUGAACCUUUUACCCAAUUAUCUGAUCACUAUGGUAUUAGCUGUCUCGUUUCUCCUACAUUAGAAUAGAAUCGACCUUUUUCUAUAUAUUCCA
Halteromyces radiatus is the source of this 1645-nucleotide messenger RNA. RefSeq names its product Endonuclease/exonuclease/phosphatase. Gene Ontology annotation, cellular component: cytoplasm. The record is from RefSeq and is a predicted model, not a curated record. The transcript has 2 exons. Gene Ontology annotation, molecular function: sphingomyelin phosphodiesterase activity. Lineage: Eukaryota; Fungi; Mucoromycota; Mucoromycetes; Mucorales; Cunninghamellaceae. Bases 136 to 1620 code for a protein of 494 amino acids.